This is a messenger RNA of Micropterus dolomieu (smallmouth bass), 1317 nucleotides long. RefSeq names its product low affinity immunoglobulin gamma Fc region receptor II-like. Lineage: Eukaryota; Metazoa; Chordata; Actinopteri; Centrarchiformes; Centrarchidae. The transcript has 8 exons. The record is from RefSeq and is a predicted model, not a curated record. Gene Ontology annotation, molecular function: transmembrane signaling receptor activity. Bases 1 to 981 code for a protein of 326 amino acids. Gene Ontology annotation, biological process: cell surface receptor signaling pathway.
AUGGAUUGGUCUUGUGGGAUGAUGCGGAUGGCAAAAUACCUGAGUAAGGCGGGAAGUUGGACCGUGGAAAGCAUGCUGAUCUCACUGCUGUGCUGUAGGACCAGUGGAGCUCGUCUCACUGUGAGUCCCAGCAGCACUCAGUUCUUCAAAUGGAAGUCUGUCUCCCUGAGCUGUGAGGAGGACGACAGCUCUGCUGGAUGGACGCUGUGGAGGAACACAAGCAGAAAAAAGAGGGCUCAGUGUGACGCUGACUGGGGAAGAUCGGCUGGUUCUAACUGUUCCUUCAGCCACAUCGACCCAUUGGACAAUGGAGUUUACUGGUGUGAGUCCAGAGAGGGAGCAACCAGUAACACCAUCAACAUCACUGUCACUGGUGGACCAGUGAUCCUGCAGAGUCCUGUCCUCCCUGUGAUGGAGGGACAUGAUGUCACUCUGCACUGUGAAACAAAGACCCCUAACUCCAACCUCCCAGCUGGUUUCUAUAAAGAUGGCUCCCUCAUCAGGACUGAGCCUACAGGUCACAUGACCAUCCACCAUGUUAACAAGUCUGAUGAAGGCCUCUACAAGUGUAACAUCAGAGGUCGUGGAGAGUCUCCAUCCAGCUGGAUCUCUGUCACAGCCUCCUCUCCUCAUGGUUCCUCCUCUACUCCUCCCUCUGUGUUGUGGUCUGCUGUUCUUUCCUUCUCUGUUCUGGUUCUUCUGGUUCUGCUGGUUCUAUUGGUGAGACGACGCCUCCGUAUGAAACCUAAAGCUUUUGAAGAAGAAGUUGGGGAUGAUGACAUCACAGAAGACGUCACAUACAGGGAUGUCAAAAUAUCACGUCACCUACAGCAGCCAAUCAGACGCAGCAAAGAGUGUAAUUCAGUUGCAGUCUACUCAGCAGUGAGAGGAACAGGUGACGUCAGUUCUGGACAAAUAGCCAACAGACCACACAGGACGAGAGGAAAUUGCAACCAAAAGAAAGGAUGCAAGAGGAUUUAGAAGAGAAGAGGAAACAAAGAUGUUGGCGGGAACAGGGAUUUAUAAAACUGACAAAUGACUGUUUUUGAAGAUUGAAUGAAGAUUGUUGCAAUUAAUGCUUAAAGCACAAUUAUCACAACAUUGUCUACUGUGUGUAAUGCAGGGGAUUAGUGUUGAUGGAAAAAGUUAUUUACUUUGCUUAUCUGCAAGAGUUGAGGAACAGAGUUAACCGAGUUAGUGUUAACUGGGAAAAUACCGGGCUUAUUGGGACAGGAACCGCUAGAGGUUUAUGCAAUCUCUGCUAUAUUCUCUGAUAUUCAUUUUAUGUAUUACUCCUGGCAUUUGAUAUUUAUUAAU